AUGUCGUCUUCGACUACAAGCGCGACACGUACAGGAGGCAGGCAGGCUUCGACGACCGACGCGCUCAUCUCUGCUGCCACCUCUGUACUCUCUUCCACUGUUGGUACCACAUCUCGGGGAAGCCACAACGCUGGGACUCAAACCACAUCAUACCAUUCAUCCAGCGCAACCGCAACAGCGUCAGGAGGGAAUGGGAACAGUAAUGCCCAAAACGCCGCCAAAAAUCUCCAGAAGUGGAUGCAAGGUAACUAUCCACUGUUCCAAUGGUGGCUUAUCGGCGCAGUGGGCGGAUUUGUCAUGUUUCUUUACAUUGCCUCACUCUUUCGCGGCUAUUUACGUCGUGGAAGAGGCUCGGAGAGACGCUCUGCUGAACUCCGAAAUGGAGAAAUCGUCACAGCAGGACGCAAUGGCAGUCGGUCGCAUCGCCAUCUUCUCUCUGCAAUCUCCACUCUGUGGAACAGAAUCUUUUAUCGAUUCACGCUUCCCACCAGCAUGGAUGGAGUGCACCGUGUGAAUCUGGCCGAAGCGAUCUUCUGUGGGGGCUAUUUGACAGCAUGUCUCAUGUUCGGAUUCAUAAACAAUCAGAGUGGUCCAAACAGCUUCGCAAACAGAUUGGGCUGGCUCGCCAUGGCGCAGACACCGUUUGUCGUUGGAUUGGCUGGAAAGAACAAUGUCAUCUCCUACCUGACAGGCAUUGGACCAGAGCGGCUUAGCAUACUUCAUCGAACUGCCGGUCGUGCGGUCCUGAUUCUAUGUCUCAGUCACGCAUUUACAUGGGUCUCCAUUGGCCCAAGCCCCGCACACACUUACACCAAACCCAUCACGAUUUGGGGCAUAGCGGCUCUGGUGGCUUUCUUCCUGAGCUUCUUGGUCUCAUUCCGGAUUGUUCGCAGGAUAUGUUACGAGUUCUUUCUCGUCAGCCAUAUUGUUUUGAUCUGUUUCUUCCUUGCUGGAUGCAUCAUGCACUACCGCGCCGGCGCGUACUGGAUCUACCCCUCCUUCGCACUUUGGGGCACGGACCGUAUCGUCCGCCUCUUCCGCAUGUUCUUGCUGAACCGUCUCUGGCUAUCCGUCCUCUCGUCCUCCUCUCGUCAUUACACUCAAGCGACCGUCCAAGUGCUUUCGGAGGAAACAGUCAAGAUCAGGAUGAGACGGAAGAUGAGCUGGCGGCCGGGACAGCAUGCGUACCUUGUCGUUCCCGGCGUAAGCUUGAUGCCUUUCGAGGCGCAUCCUUUCACGAUUGCUUGUGCGCCAGUACCCAAAUCCAAACAGCCCACGGAGAAAGAGAGCGGGGAGCAGGAACUUAGCUUUAUCGUGCGCGCCAGGGAUGGGUUCACGAAGCGCUUGAUGGCGUGCGCGACGCGAGGUGGUGGGGAGAGCAGCGUGACUGCAUUCGUGGAUGGAGGGAGCGGGAUUUCGUACACCUUUGCCCAACUGUCCCAUAUCAUCCAGUACCACCCUAUCCGGACGUCCGCAGUCAGGCGCGUCAGCUUCGUAUGGAUGGUCCGGCAAUCAGCCUGCAUGUCCUGGGUAUCCGACUCCCUCUCCGACCUACUUUCGAGCGCGCCGAAAGACCUGGACCUAGACAUCAGGAUCUUCGUCACUCAAGAGCUUACCUCGCUCGAUGGCGUGCCAACCCUAGAUGAGGAAUUGGGCGAGAAGUCCCAGAAUAAGGACAGCGCGUCCUCAUCUGUUGAGAGCAGCUCCUCGACAGAGAUUAGCGGCACGGCUUGCGUCAUCACCCGUCUUACACAGUUCGAGCAAGUAUCUGUACAAGACGGACGGCCAGAUCUGGGAGAGCUGAUCAAGGAGGAGGUGGACAGCUCUACUGGACCAAUGUCUGUUAGCGCUGAUAGUGACGGGGCAGUAUGCGGUCCGAGCUCGCUAGCAAGGAACGUCAGGAGGAUCUUGACUACCAAAGAACUGGCUAGCUGCGAUGGAGCACUCCGCGGCAGGCCGGAGGUCGAGUUGCAUGUCGAGCAGUUUGGAUGGUAG
Dacryopinax primogenitus is the source of this 1995-nucleotide messenger RNA. RefSeq lists its product as uncharacterized. Lineage: Eukaryota; Fungi; Basidiomycota; Dacrymycetes; Dacrymycetales; Dacrymycetaceae. Gene Ontology annotation, molecular function: ferric-chelate reductase activity. Bases 1 to 1995 code for a protein of 664 amino acids. The transcript is spliced from 8 exons. The record is from RefSeq and is a predicted model, not a curated record. Gene Ontology annotation, biological process: copper ion import; iron ion transport; intracellular iron ion homeostasis. Gene Ontology annotation, cellular component: plasma membrane.